Molecule: messenger RNA, 2636 nt
Organism: Aquila chrysaetos chrysaetos
Lineage: Eukaryota; Metazoa; Chordata; Aves; Accipitriformes; Accipitridae
Product: POTE ankyrin domain family member B-like
Exons: 21
Coding region: 214-2430 (738 amino acids)
Molecular function (GO): protein binding
Source: RefSeq, a predicted model, not a curated record
CCCCGGCCGCCACGCCCCCUCUGUGACGCCCCGUUGCUAGGCUGCCCCCUGCCGGCGCGGACGGCGUCCUGCGCGCAGCGGGAGCGACCGGAGCUGCCGAGCGGCGGCCGGCGCUCGGGGCUCGGCUCUUCUCGCCCCUUCUCCGCCCGGUUUUUCCCCGGGGAGACCGCCCGGGGCUCGGCAGAGCCCGCCGGGCGCCAUCCCCGCGGCGGCAUGCAGCGGCUCUUCUCGUUCUGCCUGGGGAGGGUGCGGCGGCCGCCGCCCUCCGACGGCGAUGCCGGACCCUGCGCCGCCGAGACCUCCGAGGUCCGGGAGAAGCCCCGGGGCGGGCUGCACGGCGCGGCCGCCGGAGGUGACCUGGCCCGGCUGCAGCGGCACUGGUGGAGGAAGAGAUUCCGCAUCAACGGGCGGGACGCGGAGAAGCAGACGCCUCUGCACCUGGCUUGUGCGAACGGCCAGGCAGAUGUCGUCCGAUUCCUAGCAAGAAAGAAAUGCCAGCUAAACCCUCGUGACAGCUUUAAGAAAUCACCGCUGAUGAAGGCAGUAGAGCACCAGCACAAAGACUGCGUGGCUAUUCUGCUGGAGCAUGGUGCCAACCCUAACCUCAGAGAUGCUAGCGGCCACACUGCGCUUCACCUGGCUGCCAUCACUGCUAGCAAACCCCUAGUCGAGCUGUUACUUGAGCACAAUGCCGAUAUUGAAGCUCAGAAUAAGUUGGGAUACACUCCGCUUACUGUUGCGAUCGCCGAGCGCUCUGAAGAGUUGGUGGAGUUCCUUCUUCAAAAAGGAGCUGACGUGCAUGCUCAAGAUAAGAAUAAAAGGACCACUCUUAUGGUUGCUGCUCUUGCUGGGGAUAUGAAUAUAAUAAAAAUUCUUCUGCAGUAUGGUGCUGAUCUUUCUCAGGAAGACCUGUCUGGCUGCACAGUUCUACAUUACGCCAGAGCGUCUCGGCAUGCUGUUAUAGAAAAGCAACUGGAGCAAUACAUGGGCUGUGAAAUGAGGGGAGAAUGUUCUGCAGGAGGCACAGAAGGCCCAGCAGUACUUGACAGCUCUUGCUCUGGGAAGAAUGCUGACUCUCCCUUGGGCACCCCUACACUGACCGGAGCAGGUGUCUUCCCAGCAGCAGGAGCACAGGAGCAAGAUGAUGACUCCCCUUUUGAUUCUGAGUCGGAUUGUGAAGCUCCAAUGAAAGUGUCGGCCGGUGUAUGGCUUCCACCUGCAUACAAACUUGGAGCAUGGGCGCAGGCCUUUGCAGAGAAGAGCGGCAACGGUGUCUUCCCAGCAGCAGGAGCACAGGAGCAAGAUGAUGACUCCCCUUUUGAUUCUGAGUCGGAUUGUGAAGCUCCAGCGAAAGCGUCGGCCGACGAGCUGCCUCCUGCUGCAGAUGGAAAGGGAGCGUGCGCGCAGCCCGUUGCAGAGGAGAGCGGCAACGGUGUCUUCCCAGCAGCAGGAGCACAGGAGCAAGAUGAUGACUCCCCUUUUGAUUCUGAGUCGGAUUGUGAAGCUCCAACGAAAGCGUCGGCCGGCGUGUGCCUUCCACCUGUAUACAAACGUGAAGCAUGGGUGCAGUGUGUUGCUGAGGAGAGCGGCAACGGUGUCUUCCCAGCAGCAGGAGCACAGGUUUCUGCGCCGGAGAGAGAAGAGCUUCAGCUAAAGAAGGAUGCUUCAUGUCAAACUGACUUUCAAGGCGUCAGACAGACAUGGGUCAAGCAGCCGUGGCAGGAGCUUGCCAACCCUCUCAAAAGGAGCUCCCUCACAGAAGCUUCACCUGAAGCUGUGAAUAGCUACAGCGUGUACCUGCAGGAACAGAAACUGCAGUUGCAGAAGAAACUGUACCAUUCUAAAGCUAAGCUGCAGGAAUUAAGAGAAAGGCAUAUCCGGACUGAGCGUUAUGCCGAGUACCUGAGGAAUGCCCUCAAGUGGAAGGAGAUGGAACUAACUUUCAGGAACCUGCAGGUCCUUCUGGUCACAUAUUUUGGAACUGCGGCUAUCCCAGAGCUGGAAGACCGCAUACAACGGCUCCAAGGUCAACAGGCCAGGCUGGAAGCCACAGUCCAGCAACAAGCAAAGACCAUUGAAGCCCUUCGGAAAAAACUGCAAGCCUGUGCCUCAUCUCAUAAUGGCCUGGAGGACUUGGUAACUGGCUUUCAGACAACACGGACUGCAAAGGAACACCAAUGUCGGCAGCGUGGGAGCGAAAGCAAGGAAGUAAAGAAGCUGGGCAAGACAAAAUGCCGAUCGGAAGCGCUUCUGGAUGAAGUGUGGAAAAGAAAAGCCGCACUGGAGGAAGAACAGACCAGGUUGAAGAUGCUUCUGCAGAUGUCUUCGACAACCCCGACUGCGUCUGCAGCGAGAAGGAGAAAGUCCCAGCUCAGUUUCCGGGGAGAUGAUGAAAGAGAUGAAGAAAGUUGUUCCGAAUUGACUAACUAAAUUGGUAAACUAAGAAGAAAGCCGAACCUCCAACGCGGUUAACGAUGAGAAGAUGCUGGAGCGGAGGAAGAAGUGCCAGUGCCAGAAAAGAGUGCUCCCAGGCACGAAGCCUGGAAACCUUUGCCUUCCACCCUGUGCACCCACCACCCCACCUAUAAUUACAAGUGUUCUGUUGCAGUGUGGUAUUUAAUAAACUCUGUCACCUA